Molecule: messenger RNA, 1059 nt
Organism: Amphiprion ocellaris (clown anemonefish)
Lineage: Eukaryota; Metazoa; Chordata; Actinopteri; Pomacentridae
Product: non-homologous end joining factor IFFO1-like
Exons: 2
Coding region: 1-1059 (352 amino acids)
Source: RefSeq, a predicted model, not a curated record
AUGGAAGUGGUGAUGCAAUGGUUAAAUUUCUGGACUACUGAUCAGAAGCAGAUUUUACUCGGAAUUACCUGCAGAGCUGAAUCUACGGAAGUCUGGGUUCAUGCCGGAUUUCGAGCACUUCAGAUUUUCCUAUUCGAGCAUGAAUCCGGUCCUGGGGGAGAGCGGCCUCCUGGCUCCGCAGCAGCAUCACCACCAGAUGACGGGCCAAGCCGACUCCGCCAUCCCGGAGCCGGGAUACUUCCUGGGGGAGCACGGCGGCUUCGGGCCGGAUGGUUUGUUCGGGUUGGAUCUGGGCGCGCUGCCGUCGUCUGGCCUCGCCGACCUGCACCUGAGCAGCUCCCUGCACCGGGUCCCACCGGCCGCCGCGGCGCUGCGCUGCGCAACGACCUGGGAUCCAACAUCAGCUGGCUGAAGACCCUGAACCUGCGCUUCCGCUGCUUCCUGGUCAAAGUGCACGAACUGGAGCGCAGGAACAAGGUGCUGGAGAAGCAGCUGCAGCAGGCCCUGGAGGACAACAGCGGAGGAGAUCCACACCAGAAGCCGCUGACCAAAGACAUGGGGGUCCAGAGCGGAUUCAUCGGUCCGAUCCAUCCCAGACCGGGCUACAUGCCGCACCACAACGCCAACAACCCGGCCUACCUGACCGGCGGCCUCCUCUCUCCCACCCUCAACCCUCCCCCUCUGUUCCACAACAAAUACCUGCUGGGGAACAACCUGAACACGGACUCCAACUCCAACCUCACCACCAGCCCGGCUCUGAGUCCCAGCGACCCGACCAGAACCAUCAGCAACAUCAACGAGAAGCUCUCCGCUCACACCGGAACCCGCACCAGCAAUGGGCCUCCUCCUCCGCGCUUCCUCCCCGGAACCAUCUGGUCCUUCAACCACACCCGGAGGUUCGGCACCGGCAGGGAGUCGUGCGUCACGGGACCCGGAGUGUCCUGGACCCACCCGGACGGCGUCGGAGUCCAGAUCGACACCAUCACACCGGAGAUCAGGGCGCUGAACAACGUGCUGGCCAAGGUGAAGAGAGAGAGGGACGAGUACAAGAGGAGGUGA